Messenger RNA from Limulus polyphemus (Atlantic horseshoe crab), 747 nucleotides. Its product is annotated as synaptonemal complex protein 3-like. Lineage: Eukaryota; Metazoa; Arthropoda; Merostomata; Xiphosura; Limulidae. Bases 1 to 747 code for a protein of 248 amino acids. The record is from RefSeq and is a predicted model, not a curated record. The transcript has 4 exons. Gene Ontology annotation, biological process: spermatid development; meiotic cell cycle. Gene Ontology annotation, cellular component: synaptonemal complex.
AUGUCACGAAGAGGGCAAAAUAAAAAUACGACGAAGACAACUUUAAAUGGAAACAAUGAAGGUAAAGAUGAAUAUAACAACGAGUCUCCCCUUAGUGGAGAACUGAGUCUGCUAGAAACAUUAGAUCGUGAAGAAACGAAAAAUCGUUUAAAAAUCAACAUUAAUGAACCAGUAAAACGUCCAGCACUAGAAAUGGAUCCAAAUGAUUCAGGAAUUGGAGGUAUAUCAGAGUUUAGUUGUGAUCUUUCAAAGCUUUUAGAAUGUUUUGGAGCAGAUAUUAACAAAAGUAUUAUUGCCAAACGCCGAAGACUUGAACAGUAUACACAGGAGUCGAUGAAAGCGACUGGUAAAAAAGUCAUUGAAACAACAAAAACACAAGCUGAAGAAAGAAAGAAAUUAGUAGAAGAAUUCCGCAAACAGCUGAGCAACAUUAUUCAGCAAAGAGAAACGGAUUUGAAUAAAGCCAAGGAGGUAGAAGAACGGUUACAAAAGUUGAUUCAACAACAGCAGAAACAUCAGCAACAGAUGCGGAUAUCUCAUUGUCAGCGACUGAAAACCUUGAAACAGCUGGGGGAGCAAUUUUUCCAGGGUAUAGAGGAACUGGAGAACAAACACGUGAGCCAAUAUUCUUCUGUCCAGGCAGAAAUGCGGAAAGAGAUGGCACUUCUCCAGAAGAGGAUUUUAAUGGACACUCAACAGCAAGAGAUGAUGAAUGUCAAGAAGAGCUUGCAAAGCAUGCUCAUGUAG